This is a messenger RNA of Salvia hispanica, 1595 nucleotides long. RefSeq lists its product as uncharacterized. The record is from RefSeq and is a predicted model, not a curated record. Lineage: Eukaryota; Viridiplantae; Streptophyta; Magnoliopsida; Lamiales; Lamiaceae.
AAUCUCUUUCAGCUAAAAAUUACCAGAAACGAAAACCACUUCUUCCUGUCUCAAAAUAGAAAGUAAAAAUCAGAUUGUGAAAAUUCCAUAAAUCCGAGCAGCUUCGAUCUCAAUACAGUUAGAACGAAAAUCCCACAAAAUUAUUUACAAGAAAAAUGGUGUACACAUACACUCCCACCUACUACACCUCAUUGCAAGACUCCAUCACUUCGAUUUGCAAGACAAUCCUCCCCUUCUCCUUGAAGAAGAGGCGGCAUCCGGCCAUCGCGGCGGCCGAGCAACGCCUGUCCAAGCAGCAGUCAGAUAAUCUCAAGUGGCAGCAGGAUUCAUUCCACCAUAUACUCAACUUGAUAGGACUUUCUAAAGAAGGCAUUGUUCCUGCAAAUGAGGUCUCUACUUUUAGAACACACCUUCUCGACACCCUCGUUGCCUCGCCUGCUGAUCACGAGCCGCCAUCGAUCUUGAGGGAUAAGUUGAUCUUCUUACAGGAGUUGCUCUAUGCAAAAUGCAUAUCAGAAGAAGAGUAUCAUGCAUCAAAGAGGCCUUUGCUGCAGAGGCUUGCAGUUCAAGGAGCUGAGAUCGAGGCACGGAAUGUGAUAGUCGGGGUGCUGCACAAGGAGACUACAAACGACGAAUGGUCCGAAAUAGAUCUCAAAGAUGACAAAGGCUCUGCCAAUCAACAAGUUAUCUCAGCUUCUAAAGGAGGCUUGAGAGUGAAAAGAAUGAAAGGAGUUGCAUCUGUUUUAGGUCUUGCAUCUUUGGAUAAACAUGGGAAGUUGAAGGAGAAUGACGCAGUUAAUGCAGGCUGCAGCAGUAGAUCGGACGAGAGAGGAGAUGGUUUUAAGUCUAUUCUCAUGGAGGAGAGCUCGCCAUCACCGGUGGUUGAUGAGAGGAAGAGGAGUGUUAGCGGCAAGGUGAAGAAGGCGACAUUGAGGGCCGCCCUUCAGAGAGAGGAAGAGGGAAGCGGUAGCUGUGGCCUACACGAGGCUAAGGGCAAAGAGAAAGUGAAACUGGGGAAGAGGGUGUGGGGAUUUGAUGGAUUGAAGAAAUGGAGGAGGAUUGAACCCAGGCACGAAAUAGCUCAGUUUUCAUCUGUGGAUGAGGAAGAAGGUUAUGGCGGGAAACUCGUUCCGAAUCCAGUCGGAGAGGGACCAGACACCAGGCAGAUCAAGAAGAAGUUGCAUCCGAAUGGGGCGCCAGCUGAUUUCUUCGUGGAUAAGGUCGUAGCAGAGAAUAUAAAGAAGCAGCUAUCGCGAAUCAGAAGAGACACAGGCGCUCAUCUAACAGAUGAUGAGAUUGAAGCCAUCUCGACGAGGCUUCCUGCCGACAAGGCAGACUUGAACAAGCUAUUUCCAAAAUCAUGGUGUGAUCAACAUGGCGAAGUCGUUUUAGACGUGGUGAGGAAGGAAUUCAAGGAGCACAUGAGAGAGAUGGGGAAUCAACGACACAACAAAAUUGAUGAUGAGAAUUCGCAUCCAAAUCUUAAAUAUUAGUAGUAGCAUUGACAUGUAGACAUGGCCGAAAUUCCUUAAUCGGCCCAAAUGUGUUGUUACUUAUAGAAUGUGGAUGCUACAUUCCAUUCUUUGGAUUUUUAA